Molecule: messenger RNA, 588 nt
Organism: Aspergillus calidoustus
Lineage: Eukaryota; Fungi; Ascomycota; Eurotiomycetes; Eurotiales; Aspergillaceae
Source: the annotation of a GenBank genome assembly
AUGAAGCGGUAUGAAAGGCUAGGUAGCGGGAGCCUGUCCUCGAGUGGAAGUAAGAGUCUGAGAGUCUUGGAGGACCCAUAUCUAAAGGUUCAUUGGAGGGUGUGGCAUACCGAUUCUCUGGCGGAGUUCCGAAGACAGGUGCAGAGGCAUGUUCAGGCGAUGAGCGCGGUUGUCGCGACGGUGAACCUACAGAUGAAUAUCCUCAAAGACCAAAAGUCUGAGCAUCGUCUAAAGGAGGCGCAGAGACGACGCCGUGAGGUCAACACUCAGCUUAAGCAAAUCAAAGGGGUUGUGGAUAACACUGAGAGGUUAUAUCAGGGGCAGGUGCCUGUGAGCAACGACACGUUCUCCGACAAAAUCCUGCUUGCAAAAUUCCAAGGCAUGCCAUGGCUUGAUAUGAUUUCCGAAGGCCAUUUUAUGCUCGAAGACACCGUGACCGGGAAACAAAUACAGACAGGCUUGCAAUGGGAGAGCACCUUUCUCCCGGGACCCCGUGUGGCGAUGAGCAUGGUAUUCCGCCAGAGAGAGCCUAGACGGUCACUGGGGAUUGCUCUAGGUGUGGGAAUCUCACUUUCGGGGUACGAGUAA